UCAAUCUAGCAAACAAAAUAUUUCAACAAUGCAGUCUGCCUAACACCGAUAAGCCUGUUGACCAAAGGAAUAAACAGCACGAACCAGUGUGAUAUCCAAGCGGCAUUCUAGCCAUAUCUCGAAAAAGAAACAUUCAUUAUGACCGCUGUCGAAGUUCAUUCGGGAUAUAAGUUCUAUGGAAAGGCGAAGGAUCCCAACAAAAAAAUUGUGCUAAAUCACCUGGAUAUGAGCGUUACCAGAGGGUCCAUAUACGGAUUACUCGGAGCGUCUGGCUGUGGCAAAACUACCCUUCUGUCGUGUAUUGUGGGUCGUAAAUUUUUAAACGAUGGUGAGAUCAGCGUCCUCGGUGGAACACCGGGUACACCCGGUUCAGGAGUUCCGGGACCAAGAAUCGGAUAUAUGCCACAGGACAUAGCACUGGUGGAGGAGUUUUCCGUCAAGGAAACAAUUUACUACUUCGGCCGCAUCUAUGGAAUGUCUACAGAGAAGAUUCGGGAGCGCUACAAGUUGCUUAAAGAGCUCCUGGAGCUACCACCAGAUGAACGCCACGUCGGAAAUUGUAGCGGUGGCCAGCAGAGGCGGGUAUCGUUUGCUGCUGCCAUGGUCCAUGAACCAGAACUACUGAUUUUAGAUGAACCGACGGUGGGACUUGACCCUUUGCUUCGGGAACGGAUAUGGCAGUAUUUGGUCGACUCAACAAGUACAAGCAAAUUGGCUGUGAUUAUUACUACGCACUACAUCGAGGAAGCAAGACAAGCUUCUUGUAUUGGUUUAAUGCGAAACGGUAUUCUGCUGGCGGAAGACUCGCCAACCAACAUUUUGGAGCGAUUCAACUGUACGAACCUGGAAGACGCAUUCCUCACGCUUUGCCAAAAACAUGGUCCUUCGGAAGAGGCCGACGCAACCACACAUCAGUCACACACGAUACGUAGCAUAAAAGCCAUCGACACAAUCGAGGAUAUCGGUUCCGAUAUCAAGAAAUCGCUCCCGCCAUUAUCAGCUAGCAGCGAGAAGAAGGAAAUCAAUAGAAAUUUCUACGAGGAAAGUGGGCUAGCGCGAACCAUCAAGGAGCUCAUGAGCUUUACCACCAAACGAAGAAUGAACGCACUGCUCUCAAAAAAUUACCUUCAAAUGAUCCGGCAGCCCGCUGGAAUGGUAUUUCUGUUCCUUUUCCCCAUAUUUCAGUUGGUAAGUUUUUACGUAGCUAUAGGUGGCGAUCCGAAAGAGCUAAGACUAGGCAUCGUAAACGACGAGGUCAGCAACAUCCAGGAGUGCUUCAACCAGUCGCUAAUUACCACUUCCUUCCACGAUGACUACGAUUGCGACCUUUACAAAGUGUCGUGCCGAUUUCUGGAAACGCUCAACCGAACCGUCGCGAUACAGGAAUACUUCGACGACUUCGAAAGUGCCUAUCGAGCGGCCAAAAAAGGAACGGUAUGGGGAUUCAUUUACUUCAAGGACAACUUCACCGAGUCGUUACAGGACGUCCGGGAUAAUGUCCGCGAAGCAGAGCCAGGCUCAUUCCACAGCUCGGAGAUAAAAGUAUACCUGGACAAGUCCGAUCAGCAGGUCACGUUUUAUCUGGAGAAAAAAUUGCUGGAGACUUACAAGCAGUUCGCCGAAAAUCUGAUGACGGAGUGCAACCUACCGAAGCAGCUGGCGAACAUACCGAUGAACUUCGAAGAUCCCGUGUACGGCACUUUCAACGACGAAUUCACAGCCUUUAUGGCACCAGGCGUAGUCAUGACAAUGAUCUUUUUCCUCGCCACGCUGAUUACAGCAACGAUAUUCAUCACCGACCGGCUCGAGGGUGUGUGGGAUAGAACGCUGGUCGCAGGUAUCACGGCUCUUGAGCUGCUGUUAGCGCAUAUAAUUACGCAAACAUCGAUUAUGCUGCUGCAAUGUGUCGAAAUCAUUCUACUUGCGACAUUCGUGUUCGACGUACAGAACCAGGGGAGCAACGUAACGGUGGUCGGUCUCUUGAUGCUACUGGGUUUCGCUGGAAUGCUGUACGGGCUCCUAAUAUCGAUAUUCUGCGACGCUCAUUCAACAGCCAACUUCAUGGCAACGGGGAGCUUUUAUCCGAUGAUCAUAAUGUGCGGUAUUCUCUGGCCACUCGAGGGAAUGCCCAAGUAUCUGCAAUAUUUCGCGUACUGCUUUCCUUUCACGGUUCCUUCUAUGGCGGUACGGAAUGUCCUGGCCAAAGGAUGGAGCAUAACCAAUUCCAAGGUCUACAUGGGCUAUGGAGCAGUAGGAAUCUGGAUAAUCAGCUUACUACUGUUGUGUUUGAUAGGACUUAAGAUUAAAAAAUAG
Sabethes cyaneus is the source of this 2313-nucleotide messenger RNA. RefSeq names its product ABC transporter G family member 20. The coding region runs from base 139 to 2313 and encodes 724 amino acids. NCBI's taxonomy places the organism in Eukaryota, Metazoa, Arthropoda, Insecta, Diptera, Culicidae. Gene Ontology annotation, cellular component: membrane. Gene Ontology annotation, molecular function: ABC-type transporter activity; ATP binding; ATP hydrolysis activity. The record is from RefSeq and is a predicted model, not a curated record. The transcript is spliced from 11 exons.